CUGUUUUCGAAGGUGCAGAACGGCGAGGAGCUGUCUCUGUUUGAGCGGGGAGGUCGGCGGACGCCAAACAAACAGGAGGCCCACACUCUGGAGGCCGUCAAGCUGGUGGAAUUCGACCUGAAACACACUCUGACCAGACUCGUCACACACCUGUUCGGAGAAGAUCUGGAGAUCCGGUGGGUCGACUGUUACUUCCCCUUCACUCAUCCCUCCUUUGAGAUGGAGGUGCGUUUCCAGGGAGACUGGAUGGAGGUGCUGGGCUGCGGAGUGAUGGAGCAGGAGCUGCUGAACUCUGCGGGGCCGGGGAACAAGGCCGGAUGGGCGUUCGGUCUCGGUCUGGAGAGACUGGCGAUGGUGUUGUACGGCAUCCCAGACAUCCGGCUGUUCUGGAGUCAGGACGAACGUUUCCUCAAACAGUUCAGGGUUCAGGACAUCGAGCAGCCCGUCUGCUUCCAGGCCCUCAGUAAGUAUCCCCCCCUCCACAAUGACAUCUCCUUCUGGCUGCCUGAGAGCAAAGAGAGCGAGGAUGGGCAAGAGAGCUUCACAGAGAACGACUUCUACGAGCUGGUGCGCUCCGUCGGAGGAGACCUUGUGGAGAAAGUCACUCUGGUAGACGAGUUCACACACCCAAAGACCAGGAGGCGGAGUCAGUGUUACCGCAUCAUCUACCGUCACAUGGAGCGGACUCUGUCCCAGCAGGAGGUCAGACUCGUCCACGAGCAAAUCGAACGCUCCGCCCAGACUGAGUUGGGCGUUCAGGGCAGAUACUGACACAUUCACACAUAUACAGUAUGAACUUCCUCCUCUCUCCUGUGUUUCUCUUUUCAGGCUAAAAAAAUAGACGCCUAUGGUGGUCCUGCAUCCAUACUUUUAAUUAAUUUCGCUCUCUCAGGUUUACGGAUAGCAUCAACCUAUCUAUCUUGUAUUUCCAGAGUGUCAGAAGCACAAACAAACAUCUAAUCUAAACUUACCAUGUUGUGGUCUGGCCGAUAACAGUAGGCAGAGUCCUGUUUUGUCUUCUAGUUCACCAGAAUGUUUUUCCGUUCUUUCAAGAAAACAACAUAUUCGAUAUCUCCAAAUAACGAGAAAAUCAAUUAACAUCGCAAGAACACAACUGAAAUGAACUCAGUAUAUGUUUGUGCCUCUGAUUAACAAAAACAAGCAGAUGAAAGUUCUGUCAGUGUGAACAGAAAGCUGAGAACAACGAACCCAGAGGGAGUUUGGCUUCAGUCUCUGUUUAGGAAGUUUUUCCUCCACAAUAUAUUUACAUUUAAUUGAUUUUUGCUGUAUUGAUAUACAGACUGUAGCAUAUUAAAUAAUUAAAUCUGAAAUUAAAAAGUAGUCAGUUUUCAAGAACUUCAGCCUGAAGUUACAGAGAAAGAUAUUUGUUUUAUCUGAACUUGAAUAAACACUGAACACACAAAAACAUGAACUCCAAAAACCAUAAAAAGUUUUCUUUGUUAUUUCAAGCGGAAAGUAUUUGUUGCUUUACCUGAAGCUUUGGUUUUAUGUUUUCGUUUUUUCAAGGUUUGAAUCUUUAGUUUGGACAUUAAAUCUGUUUCUCACA
Molecule: messenger RNA, 1567 nt
Organism: Labrus bergylta (ballan wrasse)
Lineage: Eukaryota; Metazoa; Chordata; Actinopteri; Labriformes; Labridae
Source: RefSeq, a predicted model, not a curated record